GUCAAUGUCAGUACACUUUAACUCGGCAGCCAGCGUUGAGGCUCUCGCACGUGAGAUGCCAGAUGCUGCGAGUUAAAUAAUCCCUUACCUUUGAAGCCACGCGGACUAUUGUGGCGAGAACGUUGAUUGAAGUUUGGCUCCUCGGGAUAACCUGGUUCGGUGUUGGUGUUGGGGACCUUGAUAAUGGUCAAGUAGGUCGAGGAGCUCUGGAGCCGAAGACGUCGAACCACGGGAUAACCAGACCAAUUCUGUAGGUUUGGCAAGAGCGAACAGCAAUGUAACACCACUUCACACUACUUCGGGCCCAAAUAGCUGCAGAAGGCAGUCUCGAGUGUCGCCAAUGCCGAGUUGGGAGCAGAACAGUGAUAUCGCCUACUUCCUGCAGGAGACAGGUUGCCAAGCUAAGCCACCAAAAGAGUUUCUGGGUGUUAGAGAUCCUUCAAAAUGGGCGGGUAGACAGCCAACAGAUUCCCUCGAGCACGAUGCGCAAGCUGCUGAUCGUCCUGGCCUGCUCGCGGCCCGCCCUAACGGGAAGGAACGAACGGAAGCUGGAUGA
This is a messenger RNA of Pseudogymnoascus verrucosus, 556 nucleotides long. RefSeq lists its product as uncharacterized. Bases 341 to 556 code for a protein of 71 amino acids. The record is from RefSeq and is a predicted model, not a curated record. Lineage: Eukaryota; Fungi; Ascomycota; Leotiomycetes; Thelebolales; Thelebolaceae. The transcript has 2 exons.